This is a messenger RNA of Apodemus sylvaticus (European woodmouse), 1490 nucleotides long. RefSeq names its product transmembrane inner ear (gene Tmie). Bases 245 to 706 code for a protein of 153 amino acids. NCBI's taxonomy places the organism in Eukaryota, Metazoa, Chordata, Mammalia, Rodentia, Muridae. The record is from RefSeq and is a predicted model, not a curated record. The transcript has 4 exons.
GCAGGGUGCCACCCACACCUACCCUCACCCCAGCAGUGAUGGCGCAGGUGGCAUCCCAGGAACCUGACACCCAAGAUGAAUAAAUGAUGCGGACUCAACCGGCCGCAGCCAGAACUCUCCGCGGGUCGCUGCCACCACCACCGUCACCGCCUGCGGGUGGCCAGGGGCAGUCUCCUGGUAGCUCUGUGCAUCAGGCCCCUGGCCUCUCCGGAUCUGCAGCGGGGCGCGCGGCAAGCGAGAGAACAUGGCCGGGAGGCCGUGUGGCUCGGGGCGGCUCUGGGCGCUGGGCGGCGCCGCGCUGGGGGCUUGCCUGGCCGGUGUCGCCACGCAGCUGGUAGAGCCCAGCACGGCCCCGCCCAAGCCCAAGCCGCCCCCACUGACCAAGGAGACGGUGGUGUUCUGGGACAUGCGCCUGUGGCACGUGGUGGGCAUCUUUUCGCUCUUCGUGUUGUCCAUCAUCAUCACACUGUGCUGCGUCUUCAACUGCCGUGUACCACGGACACGGAAGGAGAUUGAGGCUCGGUACCUACAGCGAAAGGCGGCCAAGAUGUACACAGACAAGCUGGAGACUGUGCCUCCCCUUAACGAACUCACAGAAAUCCCUGGAGAGGAGAAGAAGAAAAAGAAGAAGGACAGUGUGGACACGGUGGCUAUCAAGGUAGAGGAGGACGAGAAGAAAGAGGCGAAGAAGAAAGGAGAGAAGUGAGGGCGGCUCCCGGAGGUGGCAGCUGGGGCCGGCAGGCCCUGAAACACAAGUUCAGGCCGGGAUCCGGGCAUCAGGACUUCCUGUUCAUGCAUGGACUGCAGAGGCGGUGGUCCCAGGGGAAGCCAAGGCCGCGGCCGUUACCGUGGCCCAAAGGAUGUAGGGACAAGACUUCACUAGUGUCCAUCCUGGACGCCGUUCCUUUCACAUCAUCCGUCUUCUCAUGGGCCACUGUCCCUCCAUAGAUACAGAGUGGCCUCAAACGCCUCUCCCAUCCAGACAAACUUCCGUCCUAUCCUUCAUGCCAGGGGCAGAAGUGGUUAUGAAGGAGUCAGGGAGUGGUCAUUUAGGAUGGCAGGAUUGAGCAGGUUGCUCAAAAACACAGAGGGAGGGCUGGAGGGGGGCUUGCAACGUGAGAGAUUCUCUGACAUAGCUAGAUAGCCGCCCCCAAUAGCAAGGAAACUGACACAAGGUCGACAGUAAUCUGUCCCUGGCUGCUCGGGUGGUCCCAUUAUCAGGAGAGUCCCUGACCUGGCAGAUGCCAAGCUCUGGAAACAAGGCAGCAGUGUGACAGAGCUGAGGCGGCUGGGGGCCUGGCAGGAGGCCCAGGGCCCAAGGGCUUCUGGCUCAGGGGUAAGGUCUAAAACACAGAGGACUGCGGACAGAGCGAGAAAGCCUGGGUCUCCUCAUGGGAAUCAAGAAAUACUUGAGACGCAGGGCAUGGGACACGGACUAACUACUACAGUUGCCCUUUCUGUGGCCAGGCUCUAUCGGAUGAUGGCAACAG